AAUGUGUAAAACCGAACCCAAACCUAUUUACAUACUGUACAAAGUCAUUGUCUCGGUUUUUCAUUCCUAUUCUCAGGACACUCAAUUGGAACUUCUCCUGUUCAUGCAUCUCUUCUAGGAUUCUUCAACCAAUUUUCCAUCGUCUCCUGCAGAUCCAUCGAGGGUUUCCUGCGCUAAUUGGGAUGGAUGGGAACAAGGAUGAUGGUUUGAAAUGCUUGAGAAUUGGAAAAGAGGCUCUGGAGGCUGGGAAUCUGACCCGAGCCCUGAAAUUUGUUAAUAAAGCUCGUCGUCUUGAUCCGACGCUUCACGUCGACGACCUUUUACCAAAACUUAAAAAUGUUUCUGGUGAUCAGUUGGGUGGUGAUGCGUGUGAAGCUGGCAAUGGGUCAUCUGGGUCCUCUUCAUCCAAGUCCCCUGAACAGCCUUCCGUUCGUCGUAGGGUUCCGGCAUCUGGGUCUUCGGAAUCUUCAACGUCGACUACUUAUAAUGAGGAACAUGUAGAGAUUGUAAGGCAGCUCAAGAAGAAGAAGGAUUACUAUGAGAUUUUGGGAUUGGAGAAGAGUUGUACAAUUGAGGAUGUUCGGAAGGCUUAUAGAAAACUGUCUUUGAAGGUCCAUCCCGAUAAGAAUAAUGCUCCUGGUGCUGAGGAAGCGUUUAAAGCUGUGUCAAAGGCGUUUCAGUGUUUAAGUAACGAGGAGAGCAGAAAAAGGUAUGAUGUUGUUGGGUCUGAGGAACAAGUCUAUGAGAGACGGACUGCAAGACAUGGUGCACAUGGAUUUAAUGGAUUUUACGAAGGUGACGUUGAUGCAGAGGAGAUAUUUAGAAACUUCUUCUUUGGUGGAAUGCCACCGACAACUACUCAUUUCCGUAGUUUCAAUUUUGGCCCUGGAGUGGCACCUAGAACAGGUGAUCAUGGCUCUGGUGGCGGCCUUCGGACACUGAUUCAAUUGAUUCCUGUGCUGGUGAUAUUGCUUUUGAACUUCAUGCCAUCCUCUGAACCUAUCUACGCUCUUUCCCGUUCAUAUCCUUAUGAACACCGAUUUACAACUCAGAAGGGUGUCAAUUAUUAUGUGAAAUCAAAAAACUUUGAACAAGAUUUUCCUCCCAGUAGUCGGGAUCGUCUGGUACUUGAGCAAAAGGUGGAUAGGGAAUACUUCGAUAUUCUUGCACAGAAUUGUAGACUUGAGGUGCAACGACGCCAGUGGGGAUUCAUUCGUGAAACUCCUCAUUGUGAUAUGUUGGAUAAGUUUCAAUCUGCAGCUUAAUGAAUGAAUAAAGGAAAGAAAUUGAGUAAGCAAGCAGAGUGGCUAUGGAUGUCCAUGAUCCAAAACAGAAGACCUAUCACCCAUAUAGGUCGAAGGGGACUGUAGACGUCAAUGUUUCAUAAAUACCAGUCAUCUGAGAAAGCGGUGGAGAAGGAGCCUGCAGUCUGACAAAGAAUUAAAAGAAUGAGACUGUAGACUGAGAAUGAGCUAGAUUUCUUGCUCCAAUAUUCAUUACUUACCUUGGUUCUUGCUCCUUUCAAAUGCAAUUAGUUGUAGUUAUACAUGGUAAAUAUUUGUUCGUAGAUUUUUAUUUAGUAAUUAUAGCUUUCAUGUGCAAUGGAAUGGCACGACAUGACAUUGUCUGUUUGGACUUAGUUCCUCUGAUAAUAUGGAAUUUCAUAUCA
This is a messenger RNA of Cucumis melo (muskmelon), 1669 nucleotides long. Its product is annotated as chaperone protein dnaJ 49-like. Gene Ontology annotation, cellular component: endoplasmic reticulum membrane. Gene Ontology annotation, biological process: cellular response to misfolded protein. The transcript has 3 exons. The record is from RefSeq and is a predicted model, not a curated record. Gene Ontology annotation, molecular function: Hsp70 protein binding. The coding region runs from base 183 to 1265 and encodes 360 amino acids. NCBI's taxonomy places the organism in Eukaryota, Viridiplantae, Streptophyta, Magnoliopsida, Cucurbitales, Cucurbitaceae.